GCUUCGCUCCUCUUUCCCUAUCGCAUUCUCUCCCGAUCUACUCCUCUCUGAAUACGCUUUCGCAUACUCACGCAACCAACAUUCUCUCCAAGCUUAGAGUUGAGCGGCGACGGUGAGAAUGGCAGAGACAGUUUUUGCCCCUGCUUUAGAAGGAAUGAAGCAUGUCAAGUCUGAACAAGGAGAUAUGCUUACCAAGCCUUUCUUAGAAGUUUGCAAACAAAUUCUACCUGUUAUAGACAAGUUUGGAGCUGCUAUGGCACUUGUCAAGUCUGAUAUUGGUGGAAAUAUAACGAGGUUAGAAAACAAAUAUUUGUCUGAUCCAGCACAAUUCAAUCACUUGUACAGCAUGGUACAAGUUGAGAUUGAAGCUAAGACUGCAAAAUCCUCAUCCAGCUGUACUAAUGGUCUUCUUUGGUUGACAAGGGCCAUGGAUUUCUUGGUGGAAUUGUUCCGCAAUUUAGUGGACCACCCAGAUUGGACCAUGUCACAAGCUUGCACUGAUUCCUACAGCAAAACAUUGAAAAAGUGGCAUGGGUGGCUAGCAAGUUCCAGUUUUACGAUUGCCAUGAAGCUUGCUCCAGAUAGGAACAAAUUUAUGGAUGUAAUAGGUGGCAAAGGUGAUAUUAAUGCUGACAUCGAAAAAUUCUGCACUACUUUUCCACCACUUCUGGAAGAGAACCACAAGUUCUUGGCUAGUGUCGGAUUGGAUGAACUGAAAGCAUCUUAAAAUGCCUGGAUGAACUGAAGUUGGAUGGUUGAUGUUGAUGUUAUUUAGAAGUGUUCUCGAGUUCAGAGUUUGCGAACCUAUUACUUCAUUCCCGUUGCUGACUUGAUGAGCACGAGAGUUGCUUUUUAUGAGAACAAAUAUGGAUUCCACCUCUUACUUGUCUUGUACUUUUAGAGAGUUUUGUUGAUUCGAUAUCUAUCAGUACUUGAUAUUUGGAUUUGGAUUGCUAUCAGCACAAGUAAAAGUGAUUCAUGUUUAAUGAUUAAUAGAGUCGUUUACGUGGUCCUUUUA
Molecule: messenger RNA, 1018 nt
Organism: Coffea eugenioides
Lineage: Eukaryota; Viridiplantae; Streptophyta; Magnoliopsida; Gentianales; Rubiaceae
Product: glycolipid transfer protein 1
Exons: 7
Coding region: 119-727 (202 amino acids)
Biological process (GO): ceramide transport; intermembrane lipid transfer
Cellular component (GO): cytoplasm; cytosol; membrane
Molecular function (GO): ceramide 1-phosphate transfer activity; ceramide 1-phosphate binding
Source: RefSeq, a predicted model, not a curated record